This is a messenger RNA of Chelonia mydas (Green sea turtle), 751 nucleotides long. RefSeq names its product interferon alpha-inducible protein 6. NCBI's taxonomy places the organism in Eukaryota, Metazoa, Chordata, Testudines, Cheloniidae. Bases 34 to 588 code for a protein of 184 amino acids. Gene Ontology annotation, cellular component: membrane; mitochondrion. The record is from RefSeq and is a predicted model, not a curated record. The transcript is spliced from 5 exons. Gene Ontology annotation, biological process: apoptotic signaling pathway.
CUGCAAGUGGUUUUCUCUAUUUGUGCCCUACAAAUGUUGACAUGCAAAUCCUCCAGCGUCCGGGUGUCCGGCAGCAGGGAGGUGAAAGGGGAGCAGGGCGUGGGCUCUUGCCAUCCCUGUUAUUGGUGCAGGAUGCUUCGUCCUUGCGACACACAUACCCAUGCAGUAGCAGACGCCUGGAAACUGGCUCCUGAUACAGCUGCAUUGCACAGCAAUCAAUUCAUUCUGCUCACCGGGUGCUGGAGGGCUGACGAAGCGGAGCUGCUAUCCCAGUCAUCAGGGCGUGUGGGUCAGAGUCUGAGUCAUGGAUUUAUCCCCAUUGCUGUUGGAGCGACUGUUGGAUUAGGAGUUGCCACCGUUGUUGUCCCAGCAGCGCUCGGGGCAGCAGGCUUUACUGGAGCAGGCAUUGCAGUUGGGACACCUGCUGCCAAGAUGAUGUCAGCGGCGGCCGUAGCCAAUGGAGGAGGGGUAGCCGCUGGGAGUGCUGUGGCAACCCUGCAAUCCAUAGGUGCUGCAGGACUUUCUCUUGCUACAAAAGGUAUCCUGGCAGCUGCUGGGGGAGCGCUUGCAUACUUCUUUCCAAAGUGAACGCUACGACUGCUCUUCCUCCUGCAGAAACAGCCACUGCAGCCUGCCGCUUGCUUCUUCUGCCUUCUCCACAAACAGCCUUUACAGUUGGUUUGGCUGGUGACUGAGUUAUUCCUGCUGGCUGAAAUGUGAGAAAACAAUAAAAGCCUUUUGCUGGUUUAAA